GCGGUGGCGGUGGCGGUGGCGGACACGGCCGCCAUGACCCACCUGCUCGCCGUGACCAUGCCGAUGGUGACGAUGACGUCGAGAUGGCGGAUGGCGAUGCAGUCCAGCAAACACCGCGCGCUGCGGCGCGCCACAACACGCACGCAGCUGCACCGCCGGGCAUGAUGAACGUCACCACGGAUGCGCCGCCUCCUCCUCCUGGCGCGAGCAUGCCGACAUUCGGGCGUUUGACUCCAAUGCGCCGCCCACACGAGUCGCUCGCCCUGGCUGGAGAGGAUGUGCCUGAGCGCGAGCGCACACGCCGCGCGAUGCCAAGCACCACCACAGGUACCCCGUCCCCCCCGGCUGGUCGCCCGUUGCCAGCGUUCCUCAAGCUCGGCCAGCCCGGUGGUCCGAGCAGCACGACGGAGAUGAACGCUGCCAUGGCUCGCUCGGCCACGACCGGCGGUCGCUCGACGCCGACGAGGGCGGGAUGGUAGACGAGUGGGGCUCCCACGUGCCUAUGAGUGCCUACGGGCAGUAGUUGUCAUGAUUGUUUAGCAUGGUCUUGUCAUGUAGCCUGUGACUGGUGA
Cutaneotrichosporon oleaginosum is the source of this 572-nucleotide messenger RNA. RefSeq lists its product as uncharacterized. NCBI's taxonomy places the organism in Eukaryota, Fungi, Basidiomycota, Tremellomycetes, Trichosporonales, Trichosporonaceae. The record is from RefSeq and is a predicted model, not a curated record.